Theileria annulata is the source of this 2652-nucleotide messenger RNA. RefSeq lists its product as uncharacterized. The record is from RefSeq and is a predicted model, not a curated record. NCBI's taxonomy places the organism in Eukaryota, Apicomplexa, Aconoidasida, Piroplasmida, Theileriidae. Bases 1 to 2652 code for a protein of 883 amino acids. The transcript is spliced from 9 exons.
AUGUCGGAAGGAGUAUUUCCAGUGAUCAAAUUGCCAAAUAAUUGUAAGCACAUUUCGUACAUAAAGUCGAAGAUCAUAAGUGAACUGUUACAGCUGAGUCACUUCGACGUGGUUGAUAAUGACAGGAAUAAGUGUUUCGUUCCCGGCUGCCAGGGGUCUGAUGUGAAGCAGUUGAAGACGUUUGCCCUAAUGGGAUACCCUCCGCUACGAACUUAUUACGCAAUUAACUAUAUCGGACUGGGACUUUAUCCACUCAAAAACGUUGAUAUAGAUGACUGGUACACUGCUUAUAUUCCCCUCAAUUUGCGCCAUUUUACCGAUAAUUUUUCAAUUAAGCAUUUUUUACUUAAGAUCAUAAGGAACCCACGCCUCUCAGAUGAUGAUUUCUCAAAAUUUCGUAAUUACAUAACCGGGAACUCUGAUCUGUCUUCAGCUGUUAUCAAUAACAAAGACCAGCCCCCUGCAGACGCAGCUACAACUGACCAUAAAGAUGAGGGACUGAUGAUAACUCCAUCAUGUAUGUACGCAACAAAACCAGAAAUAUCUAGCAUACUAACUUUUGAGGAGUUGGACGUAAAGUUACAAAUUCUAAUACAAAUUAAGACCAAACCCGACUCAUAUACUACUUCACCAAAUUCAAUCACGCUAAACGAAAAUUUUGAUUCGUGUUUCCCCAACUCCGAAAUAGAAUGGUAUGUAAAGAAUGUUGAUGAUAUAAUUGCUGAGCGUUUAUUAUUUAAAAUUCACCCAAUUAAGCCGAACAAUAAUUCUGGUAACAAGCUCAACCAAACUGCUGCUUCUACCCCAAAUGCUAAUAAAUCUAGUACAACUAAUGGUGCGGGUGGUGGCACGAACAUUGGAACAGUAAUGUUAUUGGCUGAGAAUGAACAAAUUGGAUUUGAGUUGAGUAAGGAAGCAGGAUUUAAUGACCUGAAGGAUUUGUACAAACUGGACUGUUCAGCAGAUUCUCUUUUUUACUGGAACGAAUCUUUGAUACUUAAGCUUAGAUGGACUGAGAAGCAAAACAAACUUCUGUACUACCUGAAGACGUUGAUUAGCGGGAAGAGCAUUGAGUGGGGAAAGGAGUUGAAGGUUUGGAGGAUUUCUUCAAAGUUCCUGUUUGAAACAGUUAAGUUCUGUGUAUUUCUAGGUCUUAAGGUGGAGAGUAAAGUGCUGUUCGACGUCUGGAGGUGGUUGGUUGGCGCGGGAAUUUCCACGCCGUCUGAGUUUGACGCGAGAGUAUUCACUAAGUGGUUGUCGGACUAUGGUGUUUUCUCGUUUCUCAGGGUGGCGAUUAACUUUACCGAAGAACCCUUGACUGCCUCCAUUUUGCCUUACAACAAGGGCCUUAUAACAGUCUUUAAGGAAAGCAACAGACAAAAUUAUGUUUGGGACAAAGAUCUUAGUUGUUGGAGAUUCAACAGUGUCUCGGACCUCCUAAGAGACCUGCUAUCAGUUAAUUCUGCAUUCAGAGAAAGUAGCUCCUCAGAGCGCCAACUAAUGGAAUCAAAAGGCUUUUAUAUCGACUCCAUCAAAGAUGAAUUGCAACAGUCAAACAAAUCAACAAAUUAUCACAAAUCAGUCUAUCAGAUCAAGCAGAAAAAUGGAGUAUUAAAAAGGAAGAGAAGAGAAUACGAAGAAGAUGACGAGUUUGUAACUAAGAUCAUGAUAACAGUUGCCGGGAAUGAUGAUCAUUUACAACGUCUAAUUGAUAAAGUUAAAUCAGUUGUUGAGAAGAUAUCACCUCCGUUAAGUAGUAUAUCAUCCACUGGGAAAAUAGUGAUGGGAGGAACAGGGACCGGAGGGAUUGAGUUUCUCCAGGUCCCAACUGACCUCGACACCUGGAACCAGGUUUCCAUGUGCGUAGUCCCAAAUGAGGAAAACAAACAAAUUCCAGUCAAUAAAUAUGACCACAACGUAUACUCAUACUUACUAGUAGUAGCAUCAUUAGUUUUAAUGGCAAGCUUAAUCGGGGAUGUGUUUAUAGUCAAAGAAUCUGCAAUCGAUUAUCUUUUGGACAAUUUUAAAACUUGGCCCGGACCACAUGAUUCAAUCAAUUAUACCAAAUGGAGCCAUAUUAUUAAUAUAAGUGAGCCUAGAUGCUGGGGAGGUCUAGAUUUUGAUGGUAGACAAAGCUUAGCACAGACUGGUUUAUUUGAUAAUGAAGAUUUCUAUAUUUCCGGUUCAAAUAAUGAUUCAACAUUUCCCUUGGUCAUCCCCUACAAGGGGUCCUUUAGUAAUCUACUAAUUCUACAGCUAUUUAAAACUACUAGUUAUCUAGUUAUUUUGUCACACCGAAGUACAGAUUUAAAUAGUUAUUUGUUACUAAGAAUAAAAAUGAUUAAUAUUAUUAUAUUUAUAACCCCUUUUAUGAAUAUAUACAAGAUGUUGAUAAUGUUAGGGUGCGGUAAUAUCGUAACAAAUCCUAAAGACGCAGAGUAUGUUAUCAUCACGGAUAAAGACUCGACCGAAGCUAAAGAUCUUUUUCAUAAUAUAAUUUGUAGAAAGUUUGGAAAUAAUGAUGAAGAUUUGAUAUCAAUAACCCAUGGAGCGAGACACUCAACAUUAGUGACACCCAAGUACAUUUACGAUUGUAUUCUAGAGUGGAAACUUAAGAGACCAACCCACUCCCUCGGCCAUAUGGCAUUCUAA